Molecule: messenger RNA, 2571 nt
Organism: Protopterus annectens (West African lungfish)
Lineage: Eukaryota; Metazoa; Chordata; Ceratodontiformes; Protopteridae
Product: extracellular calcium-sensing receptor-like
Exons: 6
Coding region: 1-2571 (856 amino acids)
Biological process (GO): G protein-coupled receptor signaling pathway
Cellular component (GO): membrane
Molecular function (GO): G protein-coupled receptor activity
Source: RefSeq, a predicted model, not a curated record
AUGGUUUCUGCUCCUGGAUAUGUGAAUGCAGAAAUCACAGCAUCAGUUUGUCAGCUGAGAAGUGUUAGCAUUCAUGGCUAUAGCAGAAAAGGUGACAUUAACAUUGGAGGGAUUUUUUCACUUUACAUUGGAGAGCCUGCCAGUCACAUUCUUUUUACUGAACUGCGUGAAGCUGCGCUGUGCAAAAGAGUAUAUGAAAAACUUCUGGCUCUAAUAUUUACAACUGAAGAGAUCCAAAAUGACCCAGAACUGCUACCGAAUGUCACACUUGGGUAUGUGAUUUAUGAUUCCUGUUCAGCUAUUUCUAGAGCUCUUGAAGGUACAAUGAGGUUGCUUACUGGACAGAGAAAGACAAUUCCAAAUUAUAAUUGUCAGGCUCUUUCCUCAGUUGUAGCUGUGGUUGGUGAUUCAUAUUCAUCGACCUCAAUGCCCAUGGCUAGACUACUGGGACUCUACAAAUUUCCUCAGAUAAGUUAUGCAGCAACUGUUAUGGCUCUUAGUGACAAACAUCAGUUUCCAUCUUUUCUCAGAACUAUUCCAACUGACCUAUUACAGUCCAUUGGCAUAGUCCACUUGCUUUUUUAUUUUGGUUGGACAUGGAUUGGACUUCUGUCUGAUAGCAGUGACUAUGGUCUGCAAGGCAGUCUUAUAGUAAAAGAAGAACUUGUUAAAGCUGGGGCUUGUAUUGCUUUUUCUGAAACAAUACCUGCAGUAUAUUCUGAGAUGAAGAUUCAGUAUAUAAGUGACAUAGUUAGGAAAACAUCUGCAAAUGUGAUAGUGAUCUAUUCCACAGAUGUUGCUCUUUACCCUGUUAUGGAGGUGAUUGCAUUGAACAAUGUGACUGGAAAAGUCUGGAUAGCCAGUGAUGGUUGGGCGCAGUCUUACUUGUUUUCUAAGAAUGAAUUUUUGAGAACAUUACAAGGAACGCUUGGUUUUCUGGUAAGAAGAGGAGAUAUGUCUGGAUUUCAUGAGUACAUUUACAGUCUUAACCCAUAUAAUAAUCCAGAUGACAUAUUCCUGAAAAUGUUUUGGGAACUUGUUUUUGACUGUAAGCUACAUAUCCUGGAUAAAACUAAUAUGAACAUCACUGAAGAAUCAAAAAUCUGUUCAGGAGAUGAAACACUUGAAGGCAUGAAACUGGACUUUUUUCAGUUUACUGAUUUAAGGUACACAUAUAACAUCUACAAUGCAGUCUAUUCAAUUGCCCAUGCAUUACAUGACAUGAUUUCAUGCAGACGUGGGGAAGGACCAUUUUAUAAUGGCACAUGUGCUUUCAUGUAUGAUUUGCAGCCAUGGCAGUUCUUCUACUAUAUAAAGAACAUUCGCUUUAGGAAUAAAGAGAGUGAAGAAGUGUUCUUUGAUGUAAAUGGUAACCCUCCAGGACUGUACAGCAUUUUAAACUGGCAAGUAACUCCAGAAAACACUUUUAGAUACCUGGAUAUUGGUCGCUUUGACUCCACUGCUGCAGAUAAUCAAAAACUAGCAGUCAACUUGUCUGAAAUGCUAUGGAAUAAAGGUCAUGAAAAGGUCCCUCAGUCAUUGUGCAGUGAAAGUUGUUCUGCAGGCUACAGGAAGGCACCUCAGCCAGGCCAGCCAAUCUGCUGCUUCAAAUGUAUCAUGUGCUCUCAGGGAGAAAUUUCCAACCAAACUGAUGCUGUUGCAUGUGUGAAAUGUGCUAAAGACGGCUGGCCCAAUGAAAGGCAGGACAAGUGCAUCACAAAAGUAGUUGAAUUCCUUUCCUAUGAAGAACCACUUGGUGCAGCAUUAGCAGCAGUUUCUACAUUCCUGGAAAUGGCCACUGUUGCUGUUCUAACAAUCUUUAUAAAGUACCGUCACACACCUAUUGUCAAGGCCAACAACAGGGGGCUCAGUUAUUUACUUUUAUUCAGUCUCAUGUCUUGCUUUCUCUGUUCAUUUCUUUUCAUAGGCUGCCCCACACAUAAGACAUGUAUGCUUCGCCAAGCUACAUUUGGCAUUAUUUUUACAUUGUCUCUCUCUUGCAUUUUAGCUAAAACUAUUGUGGUGGUUAUUGCCUUCAGUGCACGCAAACCAAAUAGCAACAUGCAGAAAUACUCAGAUCCCAGGCUGCCAAAAUUCUUAGCUAUACUCUGUACAAUUGUCCAGACAAUAGAGUGUGUUUCAUGGUUAAUUGUCUCUCCACCAUUUCCAGAUGAAAAUAUAUCUUCUGUAACAGGGAAAAUCAUUCUAGAAUGCAAUGAAGUCUCACCUGUGGCAUUUUGGUGCAUGCUGUCUUAUAUGGGCCUUUUAGCUGUUGUAAGCCUUGUAGUUGCUUUUCUGUCCAGAAAGCUGCCAGACAGCUUUAAUGAGGCUAAGUUUAUCACAUUUAGUAUGCUGGUAUUUGUUAGUGUGUGGAUGUCAUUUAUUCCAGCCUACCUAAGCACACAGGGGAAGUAUAUGGUGGUUGUGGAAAUAUUUGCCAUUGUAUCCUCAGGGGCUGGAUUGCUGCUUUGUAUAUUUAUUGCAAAGUGCUACAUUAUUCUGCUAAGGCCAGAAAUGAACACAAAAGACUAUGUAAUGGGGAAGGGUACAUUUAAGAAUGGAAAAGAUUAA